This is a messenger RNA of Anopheles funestus (African malaria mosquito), 2418 nucleotides long. Its product is annotated as forkhead box protein K2-like. Lineage: Eukaryota; Metazoa; Arthropoda; Insecta; Diptera; Culicidae. Gene Ontology annotation, molecular function: protein binding; RNA polymerase II cis-regulatory region sequence-specific DNA binding; DNA-binding transcription factor activity, RNA polymerase II-specific. The transcript is spliced from 5 exons. The coding region runs from base 1445 to 2314 and encodes 289 amino acids. Gene Ontology annotation, biological process: regulation of transcription by RNA polymerase II. The record is from RefSeq and is a predicted model, not a curated record.
AACAAUAGUGUUAGUGUCGUGAUCGCAAAGGGGACUAAUUCUGGUCGAAAAAAGGAAUAAACCAUUACCGAACUGUGCAGGCAGGAUGCUUAUUGUUAAGCACUAUGAAGAGAUUGAAUAAUAAAAACAAAAACAAUAACAUUGUGAACAAAUAAGCUCGUGCAGUGUAAAUUUCAAUUACUUUUUUGCUUCGCAAGUAAAAUUGUUGAACUAACGUACUAAAAAAAAAUCAUAAAUUUUAGCAUUUUUUCAUAUGGGUUCUCUGUCACCCGCAGGUGUGCAUCCAGUGUAUUGUUUGUACUAUUUUGUAACUUUUCUUUUGUACACAGAUGUCCUUCGGAAGAAUUGAACGAACUUGAAUCGCCAUAGUGGAGUGACAUGGAUGGUUGUAAGUUUAUAGAGACUUUGAAUAAGCAGCGACAUCGUGAGGUAAGUCGUUCUCAUAUCUAUUACAUAUUCCCCAAUAUGGAAAAAAAUCAUUGUGAAACAGUAACAUUUUCUGACCGUCCGACCGUCGUCAGACCUAAAGUGCAACAGAAUCGUGAAGCAGAAAUGAAGAUCGAGACUAAAAUAGUUUCUUCGUCCCACCUGGGGAUAGAAACAAUCUGCCAAAUAGGGACAGAGUUCCUGGAGAACAUGGGUUUUGUUUUUGAGGGAGUAUCAAUUGUGGCCAGUAAGUAGCAAGCAAUCUACUAACGGCAGCAUGCGUCGAACUUUUUGAGGCAAAUCUAGAGAAGAUCUAAUCCAAUCCAAUCCGGACGCUAAAACGUAGAGACAAUUAAUCACAAAGUCCAUGAAAUUUCUUAUAACGCCGGUAAAGCUUGCAGUUUACAAUAGACUUACGGUGAUAAUGAUGGACAUUAUUAAUAUGUUUACUGAGAUUCUUUAUUUACCUGUCUGUCCAUUUGUCAUGUUCCCGAUCAAUGCUUUGGGUUAGCUUCAAGACGAUUCAGGAAUCCUCCAUCCCCUAGAAUACACUGGAACGCAAGGACAGCACACACUGGUUAACAUGCCUAGAAUUUUUGUAUAUACUUAGUGCAAAGUAUAGAUGCGAAGUGGAACUUGAAGAAUGAUACAAAAUCGCAGCAAGCGUAGCAAACGAACUGCACGCAUUCGUUGACGUGCUUGUUUGCUUUUCAGCAAGCAGCACUUGUUCGAACAAAACAACUUCCCGCCAAAAGUUGAAUUCGAACAAAACGGGCGGUCUUACCGAAGUGUCAAAAUCGAAUUUGACGUGCAAAUUUAUUUCAUGUUCCGUAGUAGCCUUUGUGUGAUUGCAAAGUUUGCACAAUGUCGUUGCUGCAUCGCGAUAUAGCUGUUGUUCAGUGAACUUCCUGCCGUUCUGUGUCUUAUUACAUCAACGAAACACGAAUAACAACCAACCUACAUAGAGCAAACAACAUCAAUUGCAGUUUUCAGCCUAAAACACGGAAUACCUUCUAGUAUGGAUUCCAUCUGCAGUGAAGCAGAACACGACCCUGUUCCAUACUGCGAUUGUAUAUCGAUUUGUGAUCCGUCGAACGACAAUUUACGAUCACUAGUAACCUCAUACCAAGUCAGCUGUCCCGAUAUAAUCUCGCAGCUGACCAGUGUGAGUUAUGUAAUGCUGUUGAAUAGCAAAGCGACCACGGUUGGUCGAACAAUAGAUAAGGUGAUGUCGCAGAAAUUUCCUGCUGGUACCAAUAGGCGCAUUUCGCGCAAACACUUUACCAUCACGUUUGGUUCUGAUGGAAAUUUCAUGCUGCUGUGCCUGAGCAAAAAUGGUAUUUUUAUUGAUGAAAAGUUUUGUAGCAAACAAGAACAACCGUAUAUACUACCUCAACACUGUAUCAUACGCUUUCCCAGUACAACGGAUGUAAUCCAUUUUAAAAGUUUAAUUGCCGAAACGACCAUCUUAACAUCUGCUGCAAAUAAGGAUGCCAUUUGCAACUCUCCUUCCAACAUUAACCCUCAGCUGGUACCAUUGUCAUCGGAAGAAGAUACGGCGACGCAUACGAGCAGUGCGCAGAGACCACCUUACAGUUAUUCCCAGCUAAUCAUACAAGCCAUCAGCGCAUCUCCACAGAAGAGGUUGCCGCUCUGCAAAAUCUACUCAUUUAUUAUGGAAAAGUAUCCAUACUAUCGCGAAUUUGGUAUCAAAUCCUGGCAAAACUCUAUCCGGCACAACUUGAGCAUGAAGUCAUACUUCUUGAAGACACCUCAAGAAGAACCGAAAAUUGGCCAUUUGUGGAUGUUAAGCCCAUCUUGUGAAGAACGGCUUGUUGCUAAAAGAUUCCUGGAGCGACGAAUUAGUUCACAUAGCAAGAAUAUAUAAUCUGCAGGUAUAUUGUAACAUUUAACCAAUUUUCGUAAAAUGCUUUUCUUGACGCAACUUCCCAUAAUUUGAUUGUAAUAAAGUAAAGCAACAUAAUUCAUUAA